CUCGCGAGAUUACCUUCCUGCUGUCUAGUACAGCACUAAAAACUGUCAGUGAGGUUAGAGGGGGUAAGAAUUCCUCAAAUCGGCGACUGCCGUUUAAACAGCAGUGUGAAUGUCCAAAUCUGUGCUUUUGUGUUAUUACGUACCUAACGUGUGACAGUGAGAGGGGAAAAAAACAACAACAACAACAACCGCGUUCUCAUCCAAACUGUACAGGCCAACAGUAUCUGAACUAGAUCAAACAGACACUGUGCUGUAAUACAGCGAGCAAAUGGCGUUGAAAAGAAUCCAAAAGGAACUGACAGACCUGCAGAGAGAUCCACCAGCCCAGUGUUCAGCGGGUCCGGUCGGAGAGGACUUGUUUCACUGGCAGGCAACAAUAAUGGGGCCGAACGACAGUCCAUAUCAAGGUGGGGUUUUCUUCCUCACGAUUCACUUUCCGACAGACUACCCGUUUAAACCACCAAAGGUCGCAUUCACAACAAAAAUCUACCACCCUAAUAUUAACAGUAAUGGCAGUAUUUGUCUGGACAUCCUGCGAUCUCAGUGGUCUCCUGCGCUUACUGUGUCCAAAGUCUUGUUGUCCAUCUGCUCCCUGUUAUGUGACCCGAACCCAGAUGACCCCCUGGUACCUGAGAUCGCACACACAUAUAAGGCAGACAGAGAAAAGUACAACAGACUAGCGAGAGAAUGGACGCAAAAGUACGCCAUGUGAGAGUGCCUGCGACUAAAACACUACAGAAUCAAACGGACCGAGAAACACAUUUUUACUUGUAACAAGAGGAGUAAAAAUAAGUAAAUGUUGAGGAGAGGGACAACUAAACAACAGACCCUUGGAAAGGAAUCAGAAAGCGGAGGUGAGAAGCCACUAUGAGCCGAAUCCGCUGUCAUGUGCCGUUCUCCUAAACCCGCCGUCUGAACGGAUUAGCCUGGAAAACUCCAGGAAAACUGUAAAACCGGACAAACCUCGGGGUACCACAACCCAGGAAGUUAGACUUGUGCUACUGUUAGUUCUAUUAUUACUGUCAUUGUGAUUUUCUCAGUGUUACUCGUCAUCAUCGUUUGUCAUUGUGAUUGGGAUGAAGUUGGAAGGCCGACGACACGCUCCUGAUCAUGUCUGAGUCGGUUCACAAUCCUCGUGAAAACCAUUGUUGUGAGUGAACACGCUUUUCCAUUUUUAAACAGUUUUGCGAUAGAAUGUAAAAAAAAAAAAUGUUUUUAGUGUCUUGGCCUUCCAACUUCCUGCCAUUUUGGUUACUCCAACAAACACUAUGAAUGUGAUUAGGAAAAGAUGGUGUGAAAGUGCAAAUGUGAUUUUAUUUAAUUUAUUUUUUUAAAUGGAGGUCAUAAAAAUAGUCAAGCGAGUCUACAUCUCUAAAAAAAUAUUAAAACAUAACAGGGUGUCCUAAACAGACAUGAUGCGAUAAUCUUAAGCCUUUACCCUCCAUAGACCACAAUGCAACAGUGCAUUACAUUUAAAGACAUUGGAAGGGUUCCGCCAGUAGCGGGCGCUCGUGCGACGCAAGCGUUGACGUAAACGAGAAUAAAUAUACUGAAAUGCAUUUUUUUUAUGCGUAGUAUACUACAAAUACAUUUACACAUUUAUGUACUAAAAUGAUAUACUUAAAGUCUGCUAAAUUGGUACUAAUUUUGUUUAGUUAUCCAGAAAUAGUGAUAUAUGAUGUAUAUUUGAUUGUGCUAAAGUGGAGUACACUUUAGCUUCUCUUUCAAUAUCUUGCUUUGAAAGACUGAUAUUAUGUUGUGAUCAUACUAUCCCUACCAAUAAUGAUAUUAGAUCACAUUUUAAGUAUAAUAAUAAGAAACAUGCAUUGUGCAAUAAAGAAGCACUCCAAAUAAAGUUUAAUUAUAAUAUUGAUAUCAGUUCAUUAAAUGUCAAUAAAUGUGUUAAUGGAUUUGAAGUAUACUCAGUAUGAAAUAAAUGCAUAUAAAAUAGAUUUUUUACUAGGGGAAAGUCAAACAAAACAUGAUAUCCAAUCACAAGUCAACCAUUUUAAUAUUGUACAAAACACAUAUUCCGCAUGUGAAAUUCAUACAUUUUUUGCGAUUAAUCGCAUCCAAAAUAAAAGUUUGUGUUU
Molecule: messenger RNA, 2093 nt
Organism: Pimephales promelas (fathead minnow)
Lineage: Eukaryota; Metazoa; Chordata; Actinopteri; Cypriniformes; Leuciscidae
Gene: ube2d4
Product: ubiquitin conjugating enzyme E2 D4
Source: RefSeq, a predicted model, not a curated record